GUGGAGUGAAUGGCGUCACGAGGCACAACUCACGGAGAUAUGUGCAGAACCAAUACCCACCGGCACCAGUUCUUAUCAUUAUCAAACCUUUUUAUUUUUUUAUUUUUGGGAUUCUAUUUAUAUUUUCUCAAUUGCUAUCGAUUAUUUUUUUUUAAAUUAUUAUUAUCGAUUUUGGCAGCCAACUUCUCCCACUCCUUAACCAUUGUGACCCGCUUUCUCACGUCCAUCAUUCAUUUCAUCCGUUUCUUUUAUUCUUUCAUUCAUCUUAAAUCAUCAGAUGUUGCGUUUCUGUACGUUUCAACAAACCCACCACCACCUUCUGAAAACUCUCAAUCGCAAUUAAUUGCCUCCUCUCGAUUCCUUGUUUUUUUGCAGGUUUCUUAACUGUUGUUCUUAUAAAAAUUAAAUACUUGUAACGGUUAAGCAUUAGAAAAGAUGUUGGGAGGCAACAAUGAGACCCCUUUACCGCAGGAUAGCCAGUUUCAGUACCAAACAAACUCUUCAUUGAAUCAGCUUCACUUGCUUGGAACCAUGAGAGCUGGUUGCACUAUUGAUCCUAUAAACUACUUUGCUAACGAUAACCUUGCUACAAUGUCUCGGAAUAAUAGCAAACGCGCUAGGGAGACCGAGACCAACCAUAGUAUCCAGAGACAGCAGAAGCUACAGAGCUCUUUGAACUAUAACUACAACAACAAUAGUGUUGCUCAAGAUGAAGCCCCAAAGCAGAACUUAGUGUCCACUGGUCUGAGACUAUCUUAUGACAAUGAUGAGAGAAACUCUUGUGCAAAUGGAAGCAUCACAACUCCAAUGUUUCAGUCACUCGGUGACAGUAUCAGAUUGGACUUGGAUAGACAGAAAGAAGAUCUUGAUCAGUUUCUCAAAUUCCAGGGGAACCAACUGGCGAAAGGUGUGAGAGAUAUAAAACAGAGACAUGUCACGUCCUUUGUCACGGCCUUAGAGAAGGAUGUGAGAAAGAAGCUUCAAGAGAAAGACCAGGAGAUUGAAAACAUGAACAAGAAGAACCGGGAACUCGUGGAGAAGAUAAAACAAGUGGCGGUGGAAUCUCAGAACUGGCAUUACAGGGCGAAGUACAAUGAAUCUGUGGUUAAUGCCUUAAAGGUAAACCUGCAACAAGUGAUGUCACAUGGAAACAACACCAAUCCAUGUGGUGUAUUUGCAGUGGAAGAAGGGUACGGGGAUAGCGAGAUUGAUGAUAAGGCAGCUUCAUACAACUACAUGAACAUCCCGGGGAUGCCAAACACUGGGAUGAGAUGCAAGUCGUGUAACGUAAAGGAGGUUUCUGUCUUGCUUGUACCGUGUAGGCAUUUGAGUUUGUGUAAAGACUGUGAUGUGUUCACUGGCUUUUGUCCUGUUUGUCAGUCUUUCAAAACUUCUAGCGUUCAAGUCUUUUUCUCAUGAGUAAAAUCCAUGAAAUAGAGUCAGUCUUCAUACUCUUGAAAUGUUGAUUAUGGAAAAAAGAUGAUCAUAUUUGUAUGUGAUGUUGAUGAUGAUAAGUUAAUUUUGGAGAAAGCUGAAAACUUUGCUCCAGUCUUUUGCCU
Molecule: messenger RNA, 1559 nt
Organism: Brassica napus (rape)
Lineage: Eukaryota; Viridiplantae; Streptophyta; Magnoliopsida; Brassicales; Brassicaceae
Product: BOI-related E3 ubiquitin-protein ligase 1-like
Exons: 4
Coding region: 436-1419 (327 amino acids)
Molecular function (GO): ubiquitin-protein transferase activity
Source: RefSeq, a predicted model, not a curated record